AUGCCUACCGUCUUUUCUUUUUUCCCGAUAUUCCGUAACAUUGUCAUUCGGGAACGGAUCGAGAUAGUACAUGGACAUGCCAGUUUGAGCUGCUUCUGUCACGAGGCGAUUUUACACGCAAGGACCAUGGGGCUGCGAACCGUCUUCACGGAUCAUUCCCUGUUUGGAUUUGCGGAAGCUAGCUCUAUUCUUACGAAUAAAUUACUUAAAUUCACCUUAAGUGAUGUCGACCAUGUGAUAUGUGUCAGUCAUACAUGCAAGGAGAACACGGUACUCAGGGCAUCAUUGGAUCCAUUGAUGGUCUCCGUUAUUCCAAAUGCUUUGGUGCCAGAGAACUUUCGGCCAUUGAAUUACGCUGAGCCUCACCAUCAGAAAGAAGAGCUCGUAUCCAAAUCUCCAUCACAAAGUCUGGGACACGAUGAUACGAUCACGAUUGUCGUUAUAUCACGUCUCUUCUACAAUAAAGGGACAGAUCUUCUUAUUGCGGCAAUCCCGAGAAUUCUCGAAGUCCACCCCAAUGUUAGGUUUAUUAUUGCGGGGAGCGGGCCUAAAGCUAUUGACCUUGAGCAGAUGCUGGAAAGAAAUGUGCUACAGGACAAGGUGCAACUCUUGGGCCCAAUCAGGCAUGAGGAGGUGCGCGAUGUAAUGGUUAGAGGGCAUAUUUACCUCCAUCCCAGCUUAACCGAGGCAUUUGGUACGGUUAUAGUUGAGGCCGCCAGCUGUGGUCUAUAUGUGGUGUGUACGCGAGUGGGAGGAAUUCCGGAAGUGUUACCACAGCAUAUGACCACAUUUGCUAAACCGGAAGAGGACGAUCUUGUCCAGGCGACGGGCAGAGCCAUCGCCGCAUUGAGGUCAAACAAAAUCCGCACAGACAGGUUUCAUGAUCAAGUUCGGAUGAUGUACUCCUGGACAGACGUGGCUCGGCGGACAGAACGCGUGUAUCAUGGUAUAUGCGGUGCUAUUAGUGAAGAGGAGUUUUAUGGAUACCUUCCGGGAGAAAGCUGGACAGGCGCAAGAGCUAGGGAGCAUAGCUUUGCGCUUAUCGAUCGGCUCAAGCGAUACUAUGGCUGCGGAAUCUGGGCAGGAAAGCUAUUCUGUCUUUGUGCCCUGAUAGACUUCCUGCUUUAUGUUUUCCUUGAGCUUUGGAUGCCGCGUAGGAAUAUUGAUAUUGCUCGAGAUUGGCCGAAGAAGUUGGUGUAUCGAAGUAGCCAUCGCGAUGAAGCUAGGGGCCACCUCUCAAAUGUAACUAAUCGUCCCUGGGACAGCACCGACAGGAAAUUGUCGCGUUUUGGGUAUUCGGGGAACAAUCGAGUCACCGAAACCCCAGGUGAUGAAAAUGAAGUUGCCAGCUGCGUUGGCAGAUGA
Messenger RNA from Ophidiomyces ophidiicola, 1365 nucleotides. RefSeq names its product Phosphatidylinositol N-acetylglucosaminyltransferase GPI3 subunit (gene SPT14). The record is from RefSeq and is a predicted model, not a curated record. Lineage: Eukaryota; Fungi; Ascomycota; Eurotiomycetes; Onygenales; Onygenaceae. Gene Ontology annotation, cellular component: glycosylphosphatidylinositol-N-acetylglucosaminyltransferase (GPI-GnT) complex. Gene Ontology annotation, biological process: GPI anchor biosynthetic process. Gene Ontology annotation, molecular function: phosphatidylinositol N-acetylglucosaminyltransferase activity. The transcript has 2 exons. The coding region runs from base 1 to 1365 and encodes 454 amino acids.